AUGACCCAAAUGAACGGCCACAGCGAGCUUAAUGGCCAUAAUGGAGAACUCUCCAACGGAACCAUGAAUGGACAUGUCAACGGCCAUACCAACGGUCAAACAAACGGGCACACCAAUGGCCAUGCUCUUAACAGAAACCAGACUGAGGGGAUCAAUGGCAGCAUCACCAACGGCCAUAGCACACAGAGCAACGGACACACCAUGCCCAUUCCCACUGCCGCUGAAGCCAAUGCCCCCAAAUCCUCCUUUGAACCCAUCGCCAUCUGCGGAAUGGCAUGUCGACUCCCUGGAGGAAUUGCUUCUCCCAGUGACUUGUGGGAGUUUCUUCUCGAGGGAGGCGAUGCUCGAGGCCGCGUUCCUAUGACAAGAUUCAAUAUUGACGGUUACUACAAUGCUCACAAGACUGGGAGUGCCAACUGUCAGUACGGCUACUUCCUCGACGAGUCCGUUGAUCUGGCUGGGCUAGAUACAUCCUUCUUCUCCAUGUCUCGCCGCGAUGUCGAGUGGCUCGACCCUCAGCAGAGGCUGAUGCUUGAAGUGGCGAGGGAGUCGGUCGAUGAUGCUGGUGAGGUCAACUUCCAAGGCUCGAGCACCGGCGUAUAUAUCGGUUCGUUUGCAAAUGACUGGUACGAUAUCAUGGGGAGAGAUCCUCUACACAGAAGUGUUGUUUCGACUAUUGCAUCGCAUGACUUUAUGAUCUCGGAACGUAUCUCUCACGAGAUGGAUCUGAGAGGGCCAAGUAUGACCAUCCGAACCGCCUGUUCAUCUGCUUUGGUCAGUCUGAACGAGGCUUGUAUGGCCAUUGGCAAGGGUGACUGCGAAUCUGCCAUUGUCGGAGGAACAAGUCUCAUCCUGGCCCCUGAUCUGCUUACACGAUUGGCCGACCAAGGUAUUAUCAGCCCUGAUGGUUCAUGCAAGACAUUUUCCGCCGAAGCCAACGGUUAUGCUCGCGGUGAAGCCAUCGUCUCCAUCUACAUCAAGUCACUGAGCGCCGCUAUCCGAGACGGGAACCCCAUUCGUUCCAUCAUCUCUGGUGCUGCCGCCAACUUUGACGGGAAGACUAAUCCUCUGACGAACCCAAGUGUUACGGCCCAGGAGACAUUGAUCAGGAGAGCGUACUCCGUCGCAGGCAUCCGUGAUGUUUCCAAGACAGCUGUGUUUGAGUGCCACGGAACAGGAACUGCAACUGGUGAUCCAAUCGAGACUGAGGCGAUUGCUGCCGUGUUUGGCGAACAGGGCAUCUACCUCGGAUCGGUCAAGCCAAACCUGGGACACUCUGAGAGUGCCUCUGGGCUUACUGCCGUCCUCAAGGCUACCCUGUCUCUGGAGCACAAGAUGAUCGCCCCCAACAUCAAGUACUCUCCCGUUAACCCCAAGAUUCCCUUCGAGCGUGCCAAGCUCGUUAUUCCUGAGGAACCAACACCAUGGCCAGCUGGACGUGACGAGCGCAUCAGCAUCAACUCUUUCGGUGUUGGUGGUUCCAACGCCCACGCUAUCGUUGAGUCUGUCGAGAGCUUCAUGGCAUCUCACCCGCAAGUUAUCCCCAAGCCAGCGACCGAACCAAACUCUGAGGACGAAGGUCCCAGACUGUUGCUGUUCUCGGCAAAGACUACGCCCUCUCUCAAGGCAAUGACCGCCAGCUAUGAGGCCCUCUUUGACAGUGGAGAUGUGUCGAACCUAUCUGACAUUGCAUACACGCUUGCAACCAGAAGAGAACACUUCAGCCACAGGUCUUUUGCCAUCGCUACCAAAGAAAAUAUCCAAGUUAGCACCUCCGCGCUCUCCAGGGAGAAUCCAUCUUCCCCAAGCUCUCUCAUCAUGGUAUUCAGCGGCCAGGGUGCUGCUUGGCCUCAGCUUGGACGAGAGCUACUGCUGUCCAACAGCGUCUUCUCAGGUACUAUAAGUGCGCUACAGGAGCAUCUUGGAACGCUCGGCUCUGCUUCACCAACCUGGUCUCUUGCCGAAGAGAUUCUCAAACCAGCCCGAACAAGCAGAAUCUACGAAGCUGAAUUCUCUCAACCGCUGUGCACCGCAUUACAGAUCGCCCUCAUCGACACCUUUGCCUCGGUCGGGGUAAAGCCUGAUGCUGUUGUCGGCCACUCUAGUGGUGAAAUUGCUGCGGCGUACGCUGCUGGGGCUUUGACGGCGAGGGAGGCCAUCAUCAUUGCCUUCUUCCGUGGUUCAACAACUGCUGAGCAGAAGAACCUACAGGGUGGAAUGGCUGCUAUUGGUCUUGGAUGGGCAGACGCGGAGAAGCAUCUCAAGCCCGGUGUGGUCAUCGCUUGUGACAACUCUCCCACCAAUGUCACCAUUUCUGGUGACAUUGAGCCGCUGCAAGCUGUAGUGGCUGAGGUGAAGGAAGCUCACCCAGGGGUCCCCGCCACUACUCUCAAGGUCGACAAGGCCUAUCAUUCUCAUCACAUGCUGGGUGCUGGCGAUAUCUAUCACGCAGCCCUCGUUGAUUCAGGGGUUAUUGGGAAAGCACCUCAGAUCCCUUUCUUUUCCAGUGUGACUGGUGAGCUUCUCUCUGGGACAGAAAAGGCGAAUCAGCUUGGUCCAAAGUACUGGCAGACGAACUUGGAACGACCUGUCUUGUUCCGAUCUGCCGUGUCGUCAAUCAUCGCAUCUUCUGAGCCAAACCAUCACCAAGUCUUUUUGGAGCUUGGCCCUCACUCCGCUCUUGCUGGGCCCCUGAGGCAGAUUCUGACAGACAAAGCAAGCAAGGCUUCGUACGUCCCAUCCCUGGUCAGAAAGCAAGACAGUGUCGAGAACUUCCUACAGGCCAUUGGAAAACUCUACAGUCUGCAUAUGGAUGUUGACUUGAAGUCAUUGUUUCCCACUGGUUCUUGCGUCGCUGGCCUGCCUUGCUACCCAUGGAACCACCAGAAUCGCCUCUUCUUCGAGUCUCGCUUGGCCAAGGAAUGGCGAGAGCGAGAGUUCCCGGACCACAACCUUCUGGGAAUACGGAGUCAUGAGAGCACCAGCCUAGAGCCAUCGUGGAGAAAUCUCCUCCAGGUGUCUCGCACCCCAUGGAUUGCUGAUCACAAGAUCGGCGAGACGAUAGUCUUCCCCUUUGCGGGAUACAUUGCCAUUGCAUCAGAAGCCUGCAGGCAAAUCACUGGCAUCCAAGAAGGAGUUAGUCUGCGGAACGUCAAGGUCCACACGGCUUUGGUCAUUGAGGAAGAUGGUGCUACAGAGAUCGUCACUACCCUGCGCCGUGUGAAGCUGACAGAAGAGCAAGACAGUGAGUGGUGGGAGUUCUCUGUGAGCUCACACAAUGGCCACGUAUGGAUCAAGCAUUGCUGGGGACAGGUUCGGGGAGAGCAGAACCCGUUCCCUGAGAAAGAGGUUAUCAAGAAAAGUGACGAUGUGCUGCCACGAGAGGUCAACGCUUCCAAGUGGUAUGAAGUCGUUUCUGAAGAGGGACUCACCUAUGGGCCUACUUUCAACACCAUGAAAAGCAUCUGUACAUCGACAAAACCACCUCAUCAAGCCUCAACAACUAUACAGAAUGGUGAGAGCCGGUGGGAUGAUGCUUCAGAGUAUCACAUGCACCCCAUUGUCCUCGACACCUUCUAUCAGUUGGUGAGCUGCACAUCUACACUUGGAAUCUGCCGUUCCUACCGACGACUCGUUGCUUCAAGCAUUGAGUUCAUGACCAUGGCUCGGUGCAAUGAUGAGAGAGUGAGCAUCGAGGUGUCUUCAGAGCUUGGACAGGACCUCGUUGGUAGCGGUACCGUGUUUUCAGGAUCGAAGCCCGUCAUGCGAGUCAUCAACUCUCAUUCUUCAUUCUUUGAAGAGGGAGAUGUAGGCGAAAACGCCAAAGUCCCCAUCACGGCGAGAUGCGAGUGGGUGCCAGACAUCGAUUUCAAGUCGCUUGGGGAUCUUUUGAAGUGUCCUGAGGAUACCGAGGACUCAUUCAGGAACGUAACGGAGCUUUCCAAGAUAUUGAUCGCCCAGGCGCAUCGAUUGGCUUCCAGUGUUGAUGUUCAAGUUCCUCAUCUGAUCAUGUACAAGAACUGGCUCGACAAAGUCAUGGACCCGAGCCUUGCGGCUUCUGACGACGUGGACCUGGCCAACAUCUCCAAGUCUCUUUCUCAGAAGAUCCAAGGCAACGGAACUUCGCCAGCAAGGCUUGCCGCCGAAGCAAUGAUUGCGACUUAUGAUAAGCUUCGCGAUCUUCUGAGUCAACAAGAGGCUGAAGUCACGGAACUUGAUUCUCAUUCACCACUCGAAAUGGUGUCUCAGCCGGAUAUUUCCAAUUUCCUCCUAUCUCUCGGCAACAAAAAGCCUACACUCAGAGUUCUGGACUUCUACUCGGGAUCUAUCGAGACAACUUCCAAGGCUAUCGAGGUUCUUACUCGCAAUGAUGGCACUCGUCUGUUCUCCAAGUACACCAUCGCCACGCCUUUACUGGGUAUGCCAGAGGCUUCAAGCGAACACCUCAAGAAACUAGUGCCCGACAUUGAAUUUACGACUCUUGAUCUCAACCAGAGUCUAGCAGACCAAGGGUUUGAUGACCGACAGUUCGACCUCAUUAUCGCCUCGGGCACCGUUAGCUCGGCCAUGAACGCAGAGAAGUCCCUCGAGAGUCUUCGAAACUUGUUGAGUCCUUCUGGAAGACUUCUGCUUCAGGAACCUCGACCUGAUUCACUUUGGGUCAAGUUCGUUCUUGGAACUACUCAAAGAUGGUGGUCACAUGAGGACAGACGUAUUGAGGGGCCAAUCGUGGAUUCGGAAACACUCCAAAGACUCUUGGAAACAUCCAACUUUGCCAAUGUGGAACAGCUGAGUUUGGCUCCCUGGGCUGCUACUGUCGUGGUGGCCAGGCGGGAGCCCAAAAAUACACCUAAAAAGCGAAUCACUUUGCUAUGUCAUGGAGGGGGACCAUCUGAGCUGACACGGGAGCUUGAAGCUCAAGGCUACGCUGUCGAUCGCUGCUUUUUGGACCAGACUCCUCCUCUUGGUCAAGACAUCAUGGCUGUUCUCGAUGAGCAAGGCCCCUUUAUCGAGAGUAUCGACGCCGACGGGUUCUCAAAGCUCAAGACAUUUGUCAACAGCAUCCAGAGCCCCAAUGGCCUUCUUUGGGUAACACGCCAAUCGAGUGUUGAGUGUCAGGAUCCCAGAUUCGCUCAGACAAUAGGGUUCACUCGCACUCUCCGCAACGAAACAUCUACGGAUAUCGCUGUCUGUGAGGUAGACAACAUCACAUCGCCCGAGAAUCUGGCAACUCUGGUCAAAGUUCUGGCCCAGUUCCAGACCAGGAGUCAGGAUGGUGUGCUCGGCCCGGACCUGGAGUAUGUCAUCAGGAAGGGUGAGGUUCUGGUGAAUCGAAUCUUCCCGGCCGCGCUGGAUAAGGAGCUAGAGGAUGAAGUGAGUGAGAGUGAGGCAUAUAUCACUAUGACACAGCCAGGUCGUAUGGAGAGCUUGUUCUGGGCAUCACAGCCUCCAACUGAUCCCAAGGACGACGAGAUUGAGGUUGAAGUAUAUGCCAGUGGCCUCAACUUCCGUUACGUCUUAGUUGCCAUGGGAAUAAUCCCACCGGCCAAGAGUCUCAAGUUUGGUUACGAAGCGGCCGGCGUUGUCCGAAGGGUUGGUUCCAACGUCACCAAGCUUCGUCCUGGUGACCGUACUGUCUUUGUCGGAGAGGACACCUUCAGUACUGUUGUGAGAGUACCUGAACUUCUGGCCCAAAAGCUGCCUGACGACAUCAGCUUUGUUGACGCCUCGGCCAUUCCUAUUGUCUUCUUAACUGCUGUCUACGGCCUUAUCGAUCUGGGACGCCUCACUAGAGGCCAGUCCGUUCUCAUUCACAGCGGUUGUGGCGGUGUAGGACUUGCUGCUAUUCAAGUCGCCCGCAUGCUUGGUGCCGAGAUUUACACAACAGUUGGCAGUGAAGCCAAGGUUGAGUACUUGACCAAGACAUUUGGCAUCCCCAGAAACCAUAUCUUCAGCUCUAGAGAUGCGUCAUUCGCCACAGAUCUGCUACGGGAGACUGGAGGUAAAGGUGUCGAUGUCGCUCUGAACUCGCUGAGCGGAGAACUUUUGCACACAACCUGGAAGUGCAUCGCCAGAUGGGGCACCAUGGUUGAGAUCAGUAAGAGGGAUCUCCUCGGAAACGCCCAGCUUGAUAUGAGCCCUUUCUUGGAGAACCGCAACUAUUGCUGCAUGGAUGUUGACCAACUGAGAGCUGAGCGUCCCGAGGUUAUCAACCGUCUUCUCUCUUUUAUUAUGAACUGCUUCUCCAACCGCAUCCUCAAACCAAUCCGGGUCGAUCAGGUGUUCCCCGGCUCUGCGGUCCUAGAUGCCUUCAGACACAUGCGGCAAGGCAAACACAUGGGCAAGAUUGUUCUUGAGAUCCGAGAUGCCACUGGAAAGCCUCUGACUGGCCCAGUUCAGGCCACUAAGAUAACCAAUCUCCAACUCGACGGAAGCGCAUCAUAUCUACUUGUUGGUGGCCUGGGUGGUUUAGGCCGCGCCCUCUCCGUUUGGAUGGUCGAAAGAGGUGCCCGAAACCUAGUAUUCCUGUCUCGCAGCGCCGGAAGCAGCACUCAGCAUGACAAUUUCAAGAAGGAGAUCGAGAGCAUGGGCUGCAGUGUCCAGUUUAUUCGUGGCGACGUAACCAACGCCGACGACGUCACCCGCGCCAUUGGCGAGGUGUCUUCUCCUCUCAAGGGCAUUAUCCAAAUGUCCAUGGUUCUUCGAGACCGCAUGUUUGAAGACAUGACGUUCCAGGAGUGGGAGGCGACAACUCGACCAAAGGUUCAGGGCACCUGGAACCUACACAAGGCGUCUCUGGCUGCCAAGUGCCCCCUCGAUUUCUUCCUUCUCUUCAGUUCCUUAUCUGGCAUACUUGGUCAAGUCGGACAAGCCAACUACGCCAGCGCAAACACUUUCCUCGAUGCCUUCGCUCGAUACCGAGCUGGAAUGGGACUUCCUUGCACAUCCCUUGAUCUCGGAGCCAUGGAAGGCAUUGGAUAUCUUGAUGAGAACCAGGACUUGCUCCGAAAGAUGAAGGGCACCGGAUGGCGUCCUGUAGACGAGAGUGAAUUAGUCGAAGCACUUAACAUUGCUCUGAUGCCUCCGUCCUCUCCCCAAGAGUACGGCGAUGCAUUCCUCCUCGGUGUUGCUCCCACUGUUCCUCUAGGAAGCGCAGAGAGUAGCACGCGUCUAAGCAAGGACGUGAGAAUGGCGGCAUAUCACAACAUCGGCCGCGGCCAAAGUGGCGCACUGCCAGCAAACGAUGGUCUCCGUGCUUUCCUCUCUUCGGUCAAGAAGGAUCCCAGCAUCCUCAACUCUCACGAGUCUGUCAACACACUUGCCUUGGAGAUUGGUAAGAAGUUGGCCAGUCUGCUCCUCACUGGCGACGUGGACCUGGACAUCAGUAUGAACACUGCAGAUAUGGGACUUGAUUCCUUGGUUGCUAUUGAGUUACGUGGCUGGUGGAAACUCACAUUUGGUUUUGAGAUUAGCACACUCGAGAUGCUUAGCAUGGGAACGUUGGAGGCAUUGGGUAAGCGCACUGCGGAGGGGCUCAAGGGGCUCUAUGAUCACUAG
Fusarium tjaetaba is the source of this 7557-nucleotide messenger RNA. RefSeq names its product polyketide synthase. Gene Ontology annotation, molecular function: phosphopantetheine binding; oxidoreductase activity; fatty acid synthase activity. Lineage: Eukaryota; Fungi; Ascomycota; Sordariomycetes; Hypocreales; Nectriaceae. The record is from RefSeq and is a predicted model, not a curated record. The coding region runs from base 1 to 7557 and encodes 2518 amino acids. Gene Ontology annotation, biological process: secondary metabolite biosynthetic process; fatty acid biosynthetic process. The transcript has 5 exons.